Molecule: messenger RNA, 2844 nt
Organism: Branchiostoma floridae (Florida lancelet)
Lineage: Eukaryota; Metazoa; Chordata; Leptocardii; Amphioxiformes; Branchiostomatidae
Product: alpha-L-fucosidase
Exons: 10
Coding region: 207-1664 (485 amino acids)
Biological process (GO): fucose metabolic process; glycoside catabolic process
Cellular component (GO): lysosome
Molecular function (GO): alpha-L-fucosidase activity
Source: RefSeq, a predicted model, not a curated record
CUGUCAGCUGACGGAAGCUUGGAAGGGGAGUGAUCCUCAUUUCACACAUUGAAGUGUGGAUAGUGAAAACAAUUUGCUUUGUUCCGGCUCUACAAAUAUUCUAAACCUUUUAGGGCGAAAGCGUCGAAUCUUAGAGCUCUCCAGGACCAAAAGCAGCCUAUUGUCUUGUCGGACAUUAGCUGUAGCUUUGUUUUGUUUGUUGGUUUAUGGUCCGUAGUCGAGUGAAACUCGUGAUCUGUGCGAUGCUGCUGUGUGUGAGUGCCGUAGUCGGGUUUGUGCUGACCCUGUACACACCCUCCCCAAUCCUGGGUGUGGAGCGUCAGAAGGACACACACUACGGAAGACAAGGAAACAACCAGCAGCCCCGAUAUGCACCAACCUGGGACUCCCUCGACCAGCGGCCGCUGCCCAGCUGGUACGAUGAGGCGAAGUUCGGCAUCUUCAUGCACUGGGGCGUGUUCUCCGUCCCCAGCUACGGCAGCGAGUGGUUCUGGUGGGACUGGAAAGGUGCACAUGAUCAAAACUUCAUAGACUUCAUGAAAAGGAACUAUCCACCAGGUUUCCGCUACGCCGACUUCGCCCCCAUGUUCACAGCAGAGUGGUACAACCCGUUACAGUGGGCAGAGGUCCUACAGGCAUCAGGAGCAAAGUACGUAGUUUUGACCUCCAAACACCACGAGGGCUUCACCAACUGGCCCUCCAAGUACAGCUGGAACUGGAACUCCGUGGACAACGGGCCCCACAGGGACCUGGUCGGUGAGCUAGCCAUGGCCAUCAGGAACAAUUCGGACCUGCACUUCGGGCUGUACUACUCCCUGUUCGAGUGGUUCCACCCGCUGUAUCUCAGGGACAAGCAGAACAAGUGGGCAACACAGGACUACACCAAGGAUGUAGGCCUUGCCGAGCUGUAUGAACUUGUGAACGCCUACCAUCCAGAGGUGGUGUGGUCGGACGGGGACUGGGAGGCACCCUACACCUACUGGAACAGCACCAACUUUCUCGCAUGGCUCUACAAUAACAGCCCUGUUAAGGACACAGUGGUGACCAACGACAGGUGGGGAAGCGGCAUGUUAUGCCACCACGGAGGGUACUACACCUGUUCAGACAGGUAUAACCCAGGUGUCCUGCAGAAGCACAAGUGGGAGAACUGCAUGACGAUCGACAAGAAGUCGUGGGGGUUCCGCCGCGAGGCGACCUUGGCAGACUACCUAGACAUGGAUGACCUUGUCAAGAUCUUGGCGGAGACAGUCAGUUGCGGAGGAAACCUGCUGAUGAACAUCGGACCGACUCACGACGGUCGCAUCGUGCCGAUCUUCGAAGAGCGCCUGCGGAGCAUGGGGAAGUGGCUGAAUGUCAACGGGGAUGCCAUCUACGCAACCAAACCAUGGAGGGCGCAGAACGACACUCGGGAACCAGGCGUCUGGUACACUUCCAAGAAUGACAGCGUCUACGCCAUCGUGCUGGAUUGGCCCAAGUCCGGACAGCUGACCCUCGGGGUUCCGAGGUCAUCGCCCACGACUACGGUCACAAUGCUGGGCUGGGCAACUCCGCUGAAGUGGGCGGCAGUGUCAGGCGGAGGGAUCACGGUACAGAUGCCGACUGCUUUGCCUAACCAGCUGCCGUGCCAGUGGGCAUGGGUCAUUCAGAUGAAGGGGGUGAUGUAGGGCUUUUCCAUGGUUUUCUAAAAUUCACUUGUCCUAUCGGGAAAGCACCUUAAAAAUUUACUUGCCCAAACCAAAUUUUCACUUCAAAUGUCACUUUUAUAUGCAUUUUCACAUGAAGCAAUGGAAUGCUAUAUUCUAUUGUUGCCUCUUUUCUUUUUCUAUGUUGACCAUUGCUUGAUGCUGUGACUGUGAAAACUAAUGGGAGGAUCGCGGUACAGAUGCCGGCUGCUUCGCCUACCCAGCUGCCGUGCCAGUGGGCGUGGGUGAUACAGAUGAAGGGGGUGGCGUAGGGCUGGCUAAGGAGUACAGCUGGCCAAAGGGAGUCAUCAUGAUCAACCUAAGCCAAACACACUCCUAGGCCAGCUUCACUCCUCUGGCAACUUUUGAUAAUGUCUUAUGCUACCGUAGGAUCUGCUUGAAGAUUAGUGAUGCAGGACUUUUCUUGCAUAGCCUGGUAUCCAGCAGUAUACUAUUAGACCACAGGCACUACUUAUACUUAUAUCAAAGAGAUUAUCAGACUUCUUAUUAUAGGCCCUGGUCUCUCUUGUCCUCUCUGCAGACAGAAGAGACUUGGGGGCUAUAAAAAAUACAGCUUGAUACCAGGCUAUUUGUUUCUAGGCCACACUAUGGCUGGUAUUAGUAUAUAGGGGUGCCAAAACAUUCUUACAAAUGAUAUGUUGUCAAAAGCAAAGGCAUAAAGCACUAUGCAAAACUAUACAAAUCUUAUGAAAACCGGAUGGAGCGUAGGAAUCUUAUCAAAACCAAAGGCUUUUUAUCCAAACAAUACAAACAUAAUGACGAACACACCAAGCUCUAGAUAAAAACAUACAAAUCUUAUGAAAAUGUACAGAGCACUAUGCAAAAUGUACAAAUUUUAUUAAGAAGAAUCCAUUUUUUUCUUUACUGCAACAGCACAAAAAUAUUGUAGCAUUUUUUUUAAGACAACACAAUUUUCUUGUCAAAGUUAAUGAUAAGAAAUAGCAACUGUACGCUCGGAUAGAAGAAAACCCUGAUCUGGUAUCAGGCUUGUACAUGUACUUGUAUAUGUGCAGUUAGAAACCUAACUGUUUGACAAAUUGCAAAAUCUUGUAGUUCUUGUGAUGUUUGCCCAGUUUUGAAAGAUUAUUAGUUUCCGGAAGAUUGAUUAAAUCUUUAUACACAUUUUCACAAUCAUAUAACA